CCAUCACUUCAAAGUUAAAAAUGUAAACAAGUUUCCAAAUAUGAAAAAUAUUAAACUACAGACAGUUGAAAAUAUAUUAACCAUCAUCCAUUAGAAAAUAUGAUUUCAAAUACAUUGGGUACUUCCAAUGUCCCAGGAUAAAAGAAAAUGAAAAAACAAUUUGCAUCAUGAACAAAGGAAAACAGGCUACUCUGUUUCAGAGUUGGGGACAAAAGAAAAAGGAUGUACAAACAGAUAAUAAAGGCAGCAGUGACGUUAUUGAUCUUUGUGAGGGUUUGGAUGAAGAUGAUGAUCAGUUAUUGGCUGAGGCUAUGGAGAGAAGUCUGCAUGACUAUAGUGAUGAUGUUGGACACACAGCUAAUGAUGGCGGACAGACAGCUAAUGAUGGCGGACAGACAGCUAAUGAUGGCCAUGAAGGGACAUCUGAUGUAUGUAACAUAUCAAUUGGAGCUGAGAGUUUCCCAGUAUCAACACAGGGAUUGACACAGAUGAACGUACCACCAGGGUUUGACAGAGUUGCUGGAAAGUUAUGGAUCUAUCCCACCAACUACUCCGUUAGAGAAUACCAAUACAAUAUAGUUGGUAAGGCCUUGCUGAAGAAUACCAUGGUAACGCUGCCAACAGGUCUAGGAAAGACAUUUAUAGCUGCUGUUGUGAUGUAUAACUUUUAUCAGUGGUAUCCCCAAGGAAAAGUUGUAUUUAUGGCUCCAACCAAACCAUUGGUAGCACAACAGAUUGAAGCCUGCUACAAUAUAAUGGGUAUACCACAGGAAGAUACUGCAGAAAUGACAGGCACAAUGGCACCUACAGAGAGGAGAAGAGUUUGGAUGGAAAAGAGAGUGUUCUUUUUGACACCUCAAGUCAUCAUGAACGACUUAAGCAGAGGAACCUGUCCUGCUGUAGAUGUUAGAUGUCUGGUUAUAGAUGAAGCUCACAAAGCUACAGGCAACCAUGCUUACUGUCAGGUUGUUAGAGAAUUGAUUAAGUACACAUCAGAAUUCCGUAUAUUGGCUUUGAGUGCUACGCCUGGAGGUGAUAUUAAGGCAGUACAACAGGUGCUUGCUAACCUAUUGAUAUCACACAUAGAAAUACGUACAGAGGAAUCCACAGACAUUAAGCCAUACUCUCAUGAAAGGAAAGUUGAUAAGAUAGUUGUCCCAUUAGGAGAUGAAUUAACAAGUGUCAAGAAAAAAUAUGUCCAGAUUUUGGAUGUUACCAUAAACAAAUUAAAAAGACAUGGUGUAAUAUACAACAGAGAUACAACUAGUUUUUCAAAGUUCUUAAUUUUAAAAGCAAGAGAAGACUUUAGACAGAAUCCACCACCCAAUUUACAGAGAAACAACUAUGGUAUGGUAGAAGGAGAUUUUGCUCUAGCUUUAAGUUUGUACCAUGGCUUUGAACUGCUCCAGUUGCAUGGAUCAAGAUCAUUAUUUAACUACCUUGAUGGAAUAUUACAUGGAGACAAAGGUUAUGGCCGUACAAAAACAGAAUUACUGAGGAAUCAUGACUUUAAUGAAUUGAUGGAUUUGUUAAGAGAAAAGUUUGCACCACCUGACUGCAGGCCAAGUCAGAGCAGUAAAAAGCCUCUGGUAACAGGUCAUCCUAAGAUGGAGAAGUUAGAACAAGUGGUACUUGAUCAUUUCAAUACAUUCAACUCAGGUAGAACUUUAAUAAAAAGAGAUGGUGAGACUAGAGUGAUGAUAUUCUCCCAGUAUCGUGACAGUGUAUCAGAAAUCACUAAUAUUUUAAAACAGCAUCACCCCCUGGUUAAAGUGAUGAGUUUUAUUGGCCAGUCCUCUGCUGGAAAGUCUACCAAAGGAUUUACACAGAAAGAACAACUACAGGUAAUGAAAGAUUUCCGUGAGGGUGGUUAUAACACCUUGGUGUCAACAUGUGUUGGUGAAGAGGGUUUAGAUAUUGGUGAUGUAGACCUUAUUGUAUGCUUUGACGCCCAUAAGAGUCCGAUACGUCUGGUACAAAGAAUGGGAAGAACUGGCAGAAAACGAGAAGGACGUAUUGUAAUGCUUGUUACCGAAGGCAAAGAAGAACAGAUUUAUAAUCAGAGCCAGUAUUCAAAGAAAAGUAUCCAUAAAGCUAUAUUAAAUAGUGCAAAGACGUUACAUUUCUACCAGAAUAAUCCUGCCAUGGUACCAGAUGACUGGACACCAAAAUGUCAUAAAAUGUUCAUCACUGUUAGUAAGAAAUUUAAACCUUCAAAGGCAGCGACUACAUCCAACCAGAACAAAAUUACCAGCAUGAUUGCUUCACAUGACAGUAAGAGUAAUGGAGAUGGUGGGAUAUCAAAGGAAGAGUAUGAAGAGUUAAAAAGAUUCUAUGAUGGUGACCCAUCCACGAAAACAUUAUCAGAGAAGUCUACUAUGCUUUGUUUAGGGGAAACCAAUCAGACUGAAACUGAAAGUCACCUAUCCUUGUCAGAUUGGUUUCCAUGGCAAAAUAGACAGCAACCAACAUUUGUUGUUGAUCAUUCAAACCUAACAAAGAACUUUGUAGAAAUGGUACAGUUUCUAGAGUUACAAGAGGCUUUAGAUCCUAAUGAAGACAACUACGGCCAGGAAAUGGAAGUUUUCCUGAAUGAGGCUGAUAUCUUAAAACCAGGUCAAAAUGAUGAAGACGGUGGAAAUAUUAGGCAAUUCUUUGUUGGCAAUGACACCACCAUAAAACAUGGAAAGAAAAAGAAGUCUUUAUAUAUUCAAAAUAAACCAAGAAGAAGUGAUCAGCUGCCAGAGUUUGAGGCAUUUGUCGUAUCAGGUGAAAGUGAUGACGAUGACCUUCCAGCAAUUUUUGACAAAAAGGAUGACAAGGAUGAUGAACAUGUUGCUAAAAUUAAAGCUGUUGAAAUAACAAAAGCGUACAGAAAAAGUAUAUGCAUAGAUGCAAAUUUGAAUAGGAGUGAGAAAAAGCAUAAACAAAAGAAAAGGAACUUUAGUGGGAACAUUUCAGUGGUUGAAGUGAUUGCUGACACUGAUGUUAACGAUUUCGUAGAAACUGAUUUCGUAGAAACUGUUCCUGAAUUACCUGUCAUUGAUGAAGAGAGCCAAGGAGGUAAAUCAAAUGAAGAUAGUAAUGAGAUUAGGGAUGAAGAUAGUACACAUGUACAAAUAGAUAUAGAACAAGGCUCCAUGUCUAAAAUGGAGGCUUCUGACUUUGAGAAAAUAUCUGAAAUGAAAGCUAAAUCACAAGAUGAAUGUUGUGAAGAUUUUACAAAACUUUUACCAAUAUUUUUCACAAUGCCUGUAGACAUUGUUUCUCCACAGAAAAUAACAGAAACAAAUCAAGAAGUAUUUCUUGUGCCUGAUGCUCCUUCAAUAGAUGAACUUGAAGUAUUAGUUGAAAAUAUAAAUAAUUUGACAACACUGCCAAAAUUAGAUAUGGCACAACUGGUUGAAGAGUGGACAUUAGAAUAUUCUGGCUUGAAUACAAAGCAUACAAGUAAGAUUGAAAAAAAGAAUAGCAAAAAUGUUGAACAUAACAAAAGCAGUCUAAAAUAUUCAGAUGUAUGUGGUGAUAAAACAUCUGAACAAGAUAUGGGUGAAAAAGGAAAUUUAGGCAAAGAUAUUGAUGCAUUUGGUGAAUCUUUUAAUCUAUCAACUAAUGGCAGCUUUCAUCAAAAGCAAACGGUCAAUUUUAAUAUGGACAUAUCAAGUGAUUUUGAUAGCCCUAUUAAACCACUAACAAAUAAACCAAAUAAAAGUAAAAGGACUAGUCCUACAGUGCAACAUAAUACCAGUACCUCUGAUAAUUUAGAACAUAGAAUAAGAGAUAGCAGUGCACAAAGUGAUUUGGCUAAUAACAAUAAAGAAAUGACAGAUCUUGCUGAAGAACCAACACACAAGUUAAAUGAAAAUGAUGUUGAAAUGGAAAUUGAUUCUUUUUCUGGAUCAGAUGACUUCCUGGACACUCAGUCAAAUUUUAUGCUGGCUAGUGAUGAUUUUUUUAAAGAAAUAAAUUCAGAUGAAAGUAAUGAAGGAAUUAAGAAUAAAGAUUCAUCAUUGAAGCCAAGUCAAUGUGUAGAACUUUUUAGAGAAUCUGUUAGCUGUAUUGAAAAGCAAAGAACAGGAGAAGCCGAAUGCAGUAAAUCUUCCAGUUCUAACAAUAAAAAGUUAAGUUCAUGCAAAUCUAUGGACAUUUCUCUAUUUGAUGAUUCAUUUAUGAAUGAUAGUGUUCUGGAGGCUAUAAAGACACAAGCUGUUGUUGAGGAAAAUGCUAGUCAGUCUACAGGAAGAAUUAUGUCACCUUCACAGUAUACUUUCAGUCAAGCUUUAGCAUUUGUUCAUGAUAGUGAUAGUACGGACAAAAGUUCUGGUGAAAGGGAACAGAGUGGAACAUUUAAAGUUCCAAUUGAAAAAGAAAAGGACAAUAUGAAUGUGAAUUUCUUAUUUAAACAAAAGAAAAAUGCAAAAUUUAUAAAUGAUGAAAGCAUUUGUUCAAGUACUUUUGACCAUCAGAAAAAUAAAGCUGCUGUUGAUUGCCCUGGAGCAUUUACUGCUAUUAAACCUCAUGAUAAAUUGGACACGUCACAACUUAAUUUGAUUAAUGAAAUUGUGAAUAUGGAUAACGUGGAUGCUUUCAGUGAUGAUGGGGAGGAGUCAGAUGUACCUCUCUUUGACCUUGGCUUUGAUGUUGACGACGAUAUCAUUCCACCAUCACCAUGUUUGAGUGAAACAACUUCACAGAAAUCUGUUCUUAAAAAUCUAGGUCAAAGUUUUCUAUCUAGUAGGAAAUCUUUGUCAUUCAUGUGUGACAAAUCACGAUUAAUUGGAUUUAAAAACUCUACUGUCUUAAAACCUGCUUUGUCACCUGCAGGAGAGGAAGAAGAACUAGAACAGGAAGAUGGUGACGACCUUGAAACGUCGAAUACCAAAGUUGAUGAAGUUUCUAAGGGUAAUAAAAGAAAAUCCUCAACUUUUUCAAGAAAGGAAGAUCCAUUUAAUGUUAAUCCAGUGAAUUUUGAUGCUGGGGAUAACGAGUUAACUCAGCAAAAUGAGGACGAAAAUAACAUCAAUUUGAGUGACCUUCAUGGUGACUUUGAAAUGCCAUCCUCUCCAGUGUUAUCUGGUAAAAGACCACUCAGUCAGAAACCAGUCUUUUCAUCAUUGAAUCUUGAAAUAAAAUCACCAGAUGGUCUGAAAUCUGAUUUCUCGGCAAUGGAUCUUCCUGAACAGGAAUCACCCUUGAAAUUAAAAUCUCCCUUGAUAAAUCUGUCAAUUCAGGACUCUCCUUCUAUGGACGACAGUUUUGUAGUGAGGAAAAAACGUAAAAAGACACUCAUAAUAGACUCACCAAUAACUCCUGACCUAAGGAAAAAAGAUGAUUUUGAUGAUUUUAAAACACCAUUAAGACCAGUUACUGCUAGAGUUAAGAAAAAUAUUUCCUCAACUUCUAGUGAAGAAGAAAGUAUACUAAAAAAGAAGAAACCAAAAAAGGCUGUUUCGUUUUGUGUAGAUGAUUUACUUGAUGAUGAAAGUGAUUUUGAAGACAUUAUGAGCAUCAAAAAGGAUAAGAGAAACAAAUCUACUGACAAUGAGACAAAAACCUCUGACAGCAACAAAAGGGAUUCAUCUGAAAAUAAAAAAAGAAAAUCCAAGUCUCCCUCUAAUCCUUUUUUGGUAGAUGAAGCGGAUGUGUCUGAAGAUGAGGAAGCUUCUACAGAUGAGGAGGAAGGUAGUGAUUUAGAUCAGAUGGAAGAAAGUUUUGUUUCUGAAGGUUGUACUCAACUUUCUCAAGGUCAACAUGAGGAACUUCAGGCCAUCUACUUAAAGUCAGUACGUAGCCCAACAGGUCAGGGUGGUAAAUUUAAACUUAAAUAUGACUAUGAUGAUAAUAUUGAUGUGUAUUCUCAGGUUCCCCAAGAUGAAGAGUCACAGUAUUAUGAUGAUAGUUUUGUUUGUGAUGAGGAAGAGGAGCAUGAUCUUCUGGAGGGACAUGAAAUCACCAUAUUAGAUAAAGGCAAUAUCAUUGACAAUGAAUCAUUUGCUGGACCAAGGACAAGAUGGUCAAAACCUGCAAGACAUAAAGUGAUGCCCACUGUGAAACCUAUCAAGCGAAAGAGGGUAAAAAGAAUAGCAGAUUCUUCAAGUGAGGAUGAAUCUGAAAACCAGAACAUGAAUUUUAUGUCACCUGCAGAUCCAGGAAGAAAAUUCCUAGAUUCUCCUGCAAUGACUCAAGGGCAUGGUACAGUCAGUUCAAGAUCAAGUAAUAGAAACAGUCGUCAGUUGUUAUCAAGCAGUGAUGAUGAACAGAAAGAGGAAGUAAUAUCACCAGAAAUUAUGUGUUCACUUAAAAGUAGAAUAAAAACUAACAAACAAAACUUAGCGAAUGUUACAAGUAAUCAGCUCUCAGAUUCUCGAAUAUUAGACGCUAGUGCAGAUAUGACAAUAUCAAAAGAUAAAGAAGAACGUAUUAGAAGACAAAAAGAAAAACAGGAAGAAUUUCGUAAACAAUUAAUUGCUAAGCAACAAAAUAAUGAGUCAGUAGACAAAACUAAUAGUUAUUGUGAUGAUACUGCUUUAUUGACAAGGAAAGAUUUAACAAUUACAGAGGAAAGUUCACUACUUACAGAAGACAGUGACUUAUUGUUGAAUACAAUGAAAUCGUCUAAUAACAAAUCUGUGAUAAUCGUGGAUUCACGUGAAAUAAAUGGUGCUCAGGACAUUGUUUCUACUUUACGAUUCAAUCAUAACAUAAAUGUAGUUGCUGCCCAGUUAGACAGCUGUGAUUAUGUUGUCAGUGUCCGCAUGGGAGUAGAUCGUAAACAAUGGUCUGAAUUCAGCAAUGGAACAAAUCGUGCUAAAAUGACAGAACGUUUGCUGGACAUGUGUGACUUUUAUGAGCAACCUUGCCUUAUCAUUGAGAAAGAUAAAUGUAAACCAGAAGAAAAAGGUAGAAUAUUACACUGGACUAAAUAUGUUGAUAAAACUUUAGUUCAUUUGAUUCAGUCUAAAAUGACAUUGUUUUUUACGGAAAAUCAGUUGGAAACUGCAUCUAUCGUAGCCGAUUUAUGUCAACUUGAGAACAGAAAGAACUGUGCAAUAUCUUGUCCCAUUAAUUUGAGUACUGAUCAGCAGAACAGGGUUAAGUUCUAUAGAUCUAUACCUCAUUUAUCUUACGUUCAUUGUCUGUUUUUGUGCAAUAAUUGCAAAACUGUGGCAAGCUUUUUAUGCAGUGAUGUGAAAACUAUAAUGACUAAUGGCAAAAUGACAGAGGAACGAGCUUCUAAUGUUUUUAAUUAUAUCAGAAGAACGUUUGAUACUCAGAUGUUACCAUCAAGUUAUGGAUAAUAAAAGCCAAAUUCAUA
Molecule: messenger RNA, 7315 nt
Organism: Mytilus trossulus (common blue mussel)
Lineage: Eukaryota; Metazoa; Mollusca; Bivalvia; Mytilida; Mytilidae
Product: Fanconi anemia group M protein-like
Exons: 16
Coding region: 168-7298 (2376 amino acids)
Biological process (GO): double-strand break repair via synthesis-dependent strand annealing; interstrand cross-link repair
Molecular function (GO): 3'-5' DNA helicase activity; four-way junction DNA binding; nuclease activity
Source: RefSeq, a predicted model, not a curated record